Messenger RNA from Paramecium octaurelia, 4970 nucleotides. NCBI's taxonomy places the organism in Eukaryota, Ciliophora, Oligohymenophorea, Peniculida, Parameciidae. The record is from the annotation of a GenBank genome assembly.
AUGUAUAUAAUUUUGAUAUUGUUGUAUUUUGUUAAAUCAAAGGAAAUAAUUAACUUGGAGAUUGAUAAAUCAUAUAAAUAUUAUGGGUAAGUAUAUAUAAAUUUAAAACAUUAGAGAGGUGCCAAACUCAUGGCUUCAUUAUCCAGUCUAUCAUUAUAAAUUAGAAAUUCUGCAAGAGAGAGAGGUUUUUGUAUUUUUAGCAACAUUAAAUGAUGCUCGUCCAUAACAUUAGUUAUACAUGAGUAAAGUUGAAAUUACGUAUGUGUUUAUUUAGUAUUUAAGAAAGAUUAGUAAUGCUUAAGAAUGCAAAAUUGAAAAUCAAAUUCUUUGCCAAUUAGAAUCAAUAAAAAAUAUAUCCAAAAUAACAUAUUACUUUGUAGUGCUCUGUCUAUAUAAUUGUCACUAUGAACUAAAAGUAAUGACAAAGAAUACUUUUAUGGAAGGAGUGAUGAUCGUGAAGUUAGAAUAAGAAAAAGCAUUUAAACUAAAUUUAGCUAAUAUUGAAUACGAUAGACUUUGUCUUAAAUUGAUGUAGUUUCCUUUGAAUAAUGAAUUUGAUAUUUACAUAAACAUGAACGAAACAAUUCCUACUGCAUUAAAAUUCGAUAUUCAAUAAACCUUUUACAACUAAGAGGGACUUAUGUGUUUACAGAGAAAUUCCACUCAUCCUUAAAAUGUAUUGACAGCAUUCAUCAAUAAAGAAUGUUACUUUCUGAUUGUGGCUAAUCCCUUUUAAAAAUUCCAUGAAAUCAGUUUAUAUUAACAAUAACAUGAUCAAAUACUAAGAGGUAAUGUAAAUUUUUAUAAAUUGAUUAUUAAUGAUUUCAAGGAACAUGUGUUAAUAUUUGAUGUGAAGUGUUUAGAUCAACAAGUUUCCAUCUACGUAUAACCCUGCAUUGAAGAUAGAUGUAAACGUGAUUAUUUGGAUUUUGAUUGGUAGUACUAAUUCGAUCAAAACCAUAAUGAUUAUACUAUUCCUCCAUACAAAAUGAUUUACACAGAAGUCUAUUUAAUUGCAAUUAAAGCCAAAGUUGAGAUGGUAGAAUACAAUUUAGAAGUAAAAAUAAGUGACAAUCCAAGGUAGAUAUUUUAGCGCUCAAAGAAAUAAGCUGGAGUCUUAGAGAAGAAUUAAGUUGCUUUAUAUUUAUUCCAAUUAAUUGAUUAAAUUGAGAUAGUCAAUCUAAGGGUAAUUGCAAUUUUUCCAAAAGGACACGGUGUCUUAUUAAGCAAAUUAUGCAUUAAAGAUUCUGAAGAGAUGGCAUUUGUCGAUGACAUAUAGGAAUACCUGUAAAAAGCAGAUCCAGAGAAUUAUUAUAAUUGUUCGAUCACUCCAUAACAAGCAUCCACUUUUCCUUCUGAUAUUCUCCAAAUUUCAAAUGAAAUAGUUAUCUAAUUCAAUACUACCAAGAGCUAUGAUAAUGUAACUUCAUUCUGGAUUGAAAAAAAAUCUUUUAACUUUGCAUUUGUACUUGCUAUCUACAGUUAUGUUGAUUUCAUGAGAUUCUCUUUGAUACAAGAACACAUUAUCGGUCAUCCUUUAAUUAAAUUUGAUGAAUAUACAAUCAAUUAUAAAUUUCUGAAGUAACAAGCCUAAGACAAUUAUUAGACUUUUGAAACUUAAUAACAUGAUAAACAGAUUUAUUUCGUUUUAGCAGCAUAUGAAGGAAAAUCAAAUAUAAUAUAUUCUGGUAUUGAUACUACCAAAACAAUCUCUUAGGAGAAGAAAUUAACAACUAAAUAAAUUGAUUUUAUGAAUUAUGAUCUAGAAGAAAGCCGCUCUUAUACAAUUCAAAUAUAAGCAAUAACCAACUUGAAAUAUUCUCUUAUUGAAAUUAUAAAAAAUAUAGUCACACCAUAAAUUACUUACAUUCCCCUUCUAAUUGGAACUCAAUUCAAAACUAUUGAUUUUGAUCUUUACUUUAGCUUUGAAAUUACCGAGAAUGCUAGCUUCUAUUUAAAUCUAAAAUCAUUAUAUGGUAACUUUAUUUGUUACAUACUUAGUAGUGAUAAAUAUAAUGCUAACGAAUCUCCUUAUGAAUCUAAUCUUGCCUUAACAAGCUUAUAGCAAACUUUAAUUAUUGAAAAUCCCAAACAGUUUUAUUACUUAUAUGUUAAAACUACCUCUAAUGAAGUUAAUGAAUCAUAUCAAAUAAUGUUCUACCAACAGAGUUCCUUUUUGGAACUAUUCUGUGAUGAUACAUUUUAUGGUUUGCUUAAAAACUAACAAACCUUAUAUUUUUACUACCAAUCAAUCUAAAAUAGUAAAUCAAUAUACAUUAUUGUAACUUAUUAAUCAGAAUAAAAUGAUAACAACAAUCUCUAGAUUUAUAUCAGUAGCAUAAACAAAUAUCCUAAUUAAUUAAAUUAUGAAUACCUAAUCAAAUCAAAUUCCAAUCACAUCGUCAUUCCUAACGUCAUUUAUGACAAUAUCCUAUACAUUGGAGUGUACAGCAUAGGAUCCAACAAGUACACUCUUCUAAUUCAAGAUUCUGAUUCUAUGAUCGAAUUAAAAGAUAAUAUCAUGUAAACUAGGCCAAUCUUAGACUAACAGCAUUUCUACUUUUAUUAUUUAAUCCCUAGAAAUUUCAUUUAUCCUAUUAAGAUUUAAGCAAUUACUAAAUUCAAUUUAAUCGAAUUAUUGUGCAAUAUUCUUGAUUAUGACUCGCAAGAUAUCGAAAAAGAGGACUAUCCGACCUUAGCCAAACAUGACAUAAAAGAGUUAUUUAGUGCUAGUUCAUCCAAUAAAUUACUUUUCAUAAAUUAAACUAAUCUAAUCAAAUGUCAAGAUAAAGGCUGCAUCUUGUUAAUAGAUGCUUAUGUCUUAGGACAUUUUGAUUAUUUCAAUAUCAUUGUAUCCUCAAAAUACACUGUCAUUAGAAAUCUAGAAAUGAUGAUUGGAUAUGCCAGCUAAAAUAGCAUGUCUUAUUACUACUUUGAGAUUAGCGAAGUAAUAGAAGACAUCCAAAUUACUGUUAUACCAUUAUAAGAAUGUAAAUGCGAUAUUUAUGUCUAGAAAUCUAAAACACAAGAUGAUAUCAUUUAUCCUUCUGUAGACAAAUACUCUUAUAAAUUUGCAUCAGAUACGCUAACAAUAUCAGAGAAAGAUAAUAUCGGACAAUAUAUGAUUGGAGUAUUGUCUCAAAAUUGCAUCUUUGAAAUAUUGUUACAUCUGGGAGGUUUCUAGAUGCAUUACAUUCAUAAUGGAUAAUUUGUUGAAACUUCCAUAAAUGACACUGUUUAAUAUUUUUAUUUGAAUAACCACUAAGAACCAUUUCGAAUAAUGAUUCAGAAUAUGAGGAAUAUCAUCGCCUCAAUAAGGAUCGAAAAUAUGAAUGAAACAAUAGAGUUGGCUAAUAAUAGUGAUCUUUUUGGAGGAAUAAUGUAAAUUGAUAAGAAUGUAUGCUACUCUUGCACAUAUAUUUUAUCUCUUCAUCCAAUUAGACCAACUUCAUUAUCUAUUCUUCUUAUAUAUAAUAAAAUUCCAUUUUCAAUUCCGUAUGGUAGAAUUUAUUAUGAUUAAUGCCUAGAUGCUUGUGAAUUCGAACUUUCUCCAGGAGAGUUGAAUUUAUUUGUUUACUCAAAGUCUAUCACUUUGACUUUUAACUUUAAAAUUAAACGCAUUAUUACAAUGGAUCUAACAUACUCUAACCACUUGAUCCCGAUAAAUGAAACUUGUAUAUUGCAAAUUGGGAAGGAUUCUUAUUAUUCUAUCAAUCUAAGCAAUCGUGAAAAUCCAAUCAUUUUACAAUUAGGUCGAGUAUUCAACAGCAAAAAUACUAUAAGUCGUAAUUAAACAUUAUUUAAUUUUAAAAUUGGCAGAAUUGAUUAAGAUUAUAUAAUAUAAGUUUCAAGUUAAUCUGAUGUAAUAAUUGAAGUCUUUUUUAAUGAUGAGUAACAAAAUAAAUCAAAGAUAAUUCCAAAAUCAGAGUUAAUCAUCAACAAAUCAAAGAAAAGAUUCAUUUAUUAAUUUCAACAAAUUGAAACACCAUACUAAAUCAUCCUCUAAUGCAGUGAUAACUACUAUAUUCUAGUGGAUGACUAUAAUAACAAAAAUAAACUUAAGUAUAUUAAUUUUAACAACCAUUAUAUUGAAAUAAUUGAGGAGAUUUAAUAAUACAAUAUUUAAGCAACUUAUGAAUAAGAAUUGCGAUUUGAGAAAUUCGAUUGUCUAGGGAAGACUCAUUUGCAGAAAUAAUCUCAAGGCUAUUAAAGAGAAACAUAUUUCAAAAUUUAGGUAACAGAGAAACCUUAUCCAUAUCCAUUUAAUAUAGUUAGUCUAGUGCCACAUCUUUAAUAUUCUCAUGAUUAAUGGAAUUAAAAGAAUACAAGAUUUGAAAUCAUUAAAUUGUCAAGUGAUUAUUUAGAAGUAACUGUUAAUGCAAUGAAACGAAAAAAAACUGGGAGUGUAAAUUUAAAUAAACUAAUGUAAGAUUAUUAAGAAUAACGUAUAGCUAUAUUAUGCAUUUCUCUAACCAAGAGGACUACAUGAGACCUCUAGGUUGUGAAAUUGAUAUUGAGUUUCUGGCAAUAUAUACGAAUGACAGUUCUAUAUUUUACAAUACUUCCAUUUUAGAAGUGAAAGAGAAACAGGAAACUAUACAAUUUAUAGGUACGUGUAAUACAAAAUUGUAGUGCUGAUUAAUAGAGAAUUAAUAUAUGGAUAACUUGUAUUUAAAGCUUAUUAUGAGGGUUGUGAUAUUCCAUACACUUAUUUUUAUAAUGUCGCUUUAAUUUAUAAUAAGACAAAUGAUAUGAAAAUGAAGAAUAAAGAAGAAGUGAAGAUUGAAGAAUCAAAAAUAGAUUAUAUAUUAAUAGUCAUGGGAAUUAGUUUAGCAGUGGGAUUAGGUUUAAUACUCAUGUGGAUUUGUAUUCCUUAGUAGAAAUAGAAAAGAAGAAAAUUGAAUGAGGAAUAAUAAUAUGAACUAUCAUAGCUAAAGUAAGGAGAGUAAAAUUAAGUGAAAACAACUUGA